UGUGCACAAGUUUAAAGUAAAAGAGGAGGAGACUGAAAACUAAAUACGUAUCAAUGUCACAACGUAACUCUACAUAAAUAGCUCUGCAGUUUUAAUUCGGUUUUAAUUCGGAUCUGUCCUAUUAAAACUUUUACAGCACGUAGUUUUUUUUUUAAAAAUAGUUUAAAGUACUAUGGUGUUUAAAUGUAAAAGUAUAAAUAUAUCUUUACGUGUUUAAAACUGUUUAAUUAAUUUAUGAUACGAAUCUAUUGUGAAAGGACGCAAUAAUCCUUAAUAUUUUCAACUGGUGGUUUUUAUACGUAUUGCCAGAGGGAUUAUACAAUCAGAAGAGGUUUGUUGGAAGCUUUAAAGUUGUGCAAUUUUAACAAAAAAUUGAAAAGUUUAUAUAUUUCAUGUCUUAUUCGGCGAGAAAAAGUUCGUACGUAUUUGAGUACAGAAUAGCGUUCAUGGGUGAAGAUGGCGUUGGAAAAUCUGCUUUAAUAAACCAAAUAGUUGAAAAAAAAUUUAUUGAAAAGUAUAAUCCGACAGUUUCAAAUCACCUUACGCACGUUGUUGAGUUUGAAGGUCAUCUUUGCGUGUGUUUGUUAGUUGAUACUGCUGGUGUGGCUGACUUUCCGGCUAUGAGAAAGUUAGCCAUAUCAAAAGGAAACGCAUUUGUAGUUGUAUAUGCUGUGGAUAACCGAAAAUCAUUUGAAACGGCAAAAAAUUUAAUACGAGAAAUAAAACUUCUAAAAGGUACAGCGAAAGAAACUCGCGUUGUACUUGUAGGAAACAAAAAGGAUUUACCUCGUACUGUCACUUAUAAAGAAGGUUUAGAUUAUUCAAAAAUGAUUCAAGAAGACAACUGCGUGAGUACAUUUAUUGAAGCAAGCGCAAAAGAACGAGAAAGUUCAACAGAAAUAUUGUAUAAAAUAUUAAAUAUGUUUUUGCCUCCCAUUAAACGAGUAGAAGAAUACAAUAAUCUAAAGAAAAAGCCUUCAUUAUAUUCGUCGACAUUAAGCAACCGACGAUCUUCCAAGUCACUAAUAAGACGUAAACAAAGUUGCGGUUCAAAAAAUGAAACGACUCAAAAAGAUAGGGUAAUUGGUGAUAUAGAAGGUAGUGUUUUUGAAACAAAAUCUUCACCAACCGGAAGAUUUAGAAGUCGUUCAAAAAGCCACCCUAUUAUUUCGGUUAAAGGUAUAUUAGAAACAUUAUCUCCAAAGACUUCUAGAAGAAAGUUUUCAGCCAAUGCUACGCUAUUUUCAGCAAAUACCAGAAGAGUAUCUUUACCGCAAAAUAAUUUUUCACCAAAAACAAACCGUCCUGUGUACUUUACACAUUCGACAAGCCUAAACAGUUCCAGUUUAGAAUUUUCAAAUAGUUUAACCUCGAUGAGUAGCCAUGACAGCGGUCUUGGUGACACAAUACGCCACGACAGUGGUCUUAGUGAUGUUUCAAAUAAAAAGACUUUGAGUGAAAUUCAUAUCAGACUUACAAAAUCACUUUCAGAACCCCCUCGUUCGGAAAGAAGGACGAUGAAACAAAUAAUAACAGGGAUUUUUAAAUCUAAAAAAACAACUACAAACUUUUCUGCAGGCGUGAAACCUUGAUUUAUUAUAAGUUAUUUAUAAUAAUUUAUUUAUAAGAUUAGCCUAUUAGAAGAACUUAGUUGGACAAAUAAAACAAAUCUUUAAGUUUUUGCUGUAUAUAUAUAUAUAUAUAUAUAUAUAUAUAUAUAUUAAAUUAUUAAGAAAAAUAUAAAAAUUUAUCCGUUAGCAGAGUUGUAAAUAAAUUGCUUUUGUUUAAA
Messenger RNA from Hydra vulgaris (swiftwater hydra), 1789 nucleotides. RefSeq lists its product as uncharacterized. The record is from RefSeq and is a predicted model, not a curated record. Lineage: Eukaryota; Metazoa; Cnidaria; Hydrozoa; Anthoathecata; Hydridae. Gene Ontology annotation, cellular component: plasma membrane. Gene Ontology annotation, molecular function: GTP binding; GDP binding; GTPase activity. Gene Ontology annotation, biological process: signal transduction.